GAGCUCAUGCACGGCCUCGGCGCCCUGCACCGGGCAACCGACCUCCCGAUCCAGACGCACAUCUCUGAGAACAAGUCCGAGAUCGCCUUGGUCGCCGAGCUGUUCCCGGAGAGUAAGCAUUAUACCGGUGUGUAUGAUGACCAUGGCUUGCUGACGUCCAAGACGGUGCUGGCGCACGCGGUGCAUCUGGGGGAGGACGAGGUGCGGUUGAUUGUGGAGCGUAAGGCGAAGGUCAGCCAUUGUCCGGCGAGUAAUAGUGCGAUUACGAGUGGGGCGGCGAGGGUGAGGUGGUUGCUGGAUAGGGGGGUUGAAGUGGGGUUGGGGACCGAUAUGAGUGGGGGGUAUUCGCCUAGUAUUCUGGAAGCUGUGAGGCAGGCGUGCUUGGUGAGCCGACAUGUUGCUAUGGGCGGGGACGAUGAAGCCAAGUUGAUUAUUGAGGAAGUGCUAUAUCUAGGGACGAAGGGGGGAGCGAGGGUUCUAGGGUUAGAUGGGACGAUUGGCGGGUUUGAAGUCGGCUUGGAGUGGGAUGCCCAGUUGAUUGGAUUGGGGAGCGUGAAUGAAGACGGGGAUAUGGAGGGGGAUGGAGCGGUGGAUAUUUUCGGGUGGGAGAGUUGGGAGGAGAAGGUUGCAAAAUGGGUUUAUAAUGGAGAUGAUAGGAAUACGCUUGCUGUUUGGGUCAAGGGGCGGUUGGUGCAUGAGAGGAAGCUCUAG
Lachnellula hyalina is the source of this 711-nucleotide messenger RNA. RefSeq names its product putative guanine deaminase (gene GUD1). Gene Ontology annotation, biological process: guanine metabolic process. Gene Ontology annotation, molecular function: guanine deaminase activity; zinc ion binding. Gene Ontology annotation, cellular component: cytosol. NCBI's taxonomy places the organism in Eukaryota, Fungi, Ascomycota, Leotiomycetes, Helotiales, Lachnaceae. The transcript has a single exon. The annotation marks the transcript as partial. The record is from RefSeq and is a predicted model, not a curated record.